AUGUCUAUUGAUACAUCGAUUAAGAAAACGCAGAUAUUUAAACAUCUCAAUUUCUUAAUAGUGGCGACAAAUUCAGAUGAAUCAAAGGAAGCAGAAGAACUACGAAAACAACUAUAUGAGAAUGAUUGCUUACAUUGUGAAAUUUACCACGCAUACAAACUGGAAUAUAAGAUUCCACAGCAUAUAAAUGUUAAAAAAUGGCUUAUAAGGCAGGACUUUAACAAGCAUGAGGUUCAUAUUGUCGUUUCCAAGACAUCUAACUUUGAGUUAUAUCCCUUAUUUGAAUACGAGUUACUCAUUCCCGUAGUUACACCCGACUGGAUCCAACUGUGUAUACAGUCCAACAGACAUUUGAGAACGUCAAAUUUUUCUCCUAAUCCUAGGCUGGUAUUCAAAAACUUUCAAAUGCUUGUGUCAAAAAAUGUUUUCAAUCAUUCAGAAUACUUCCUAUUUUCAGAGAUUAUCCAUUGUUUAGGUGGAACAACUGUUGAUUAUAUUACGAAAGCUACUACGCAUAUUAUCACGACUAGCCCUAAAGAUCCUGCUAUAAUAGCGAUGGAGAAAUAUAAAAGCUCAAGGGCUGAGCCAUCACAAGAAGCAAAUAUCCAAUACGUAUUGCCCACUUGGUUAUGCCAAGUAUAUAUGGAAAGGCACUUGGUAUCAAUCAAGGAGCAUUUAAUUGACCACAGACGGUCUGAAAUGGAGACUAGAGAGCAAUUGAAUGAAUUAUGGGAUGACAUACAUAAUUUUGAGGAGCUAUUUGAUGGUAAACGAGAUAAGAUUUUUAUGGGGAAAUCAUUUGAAAUAGGAGAUGAUAUCGAUCUAAAUAGAAAGUCUUAUAGAUAUUUCUGUGAUAUGAUCAAAAGUCUGGGAGGUCAAAUAAUUCUCAGCGAAGAAGAGAAGAAUGCAGAAGCUGAAGAUAGUGGCACUGGGCAAAGUCGCACAUCAGCUGAUUUCAUAAUAAGAAACACUAUUAGCGAUAGCGAUGCUGGUGCCAAUAAAAGAACUUUAUUUGGAAAUAUUUUCUGGAUUGUAAAUAUUUGGAACAGGGAGAAGUUUUUUUUACCAGACACCAAUGCUAUAUGCUUGCCUAGAAGAAGAAGAAAGCUAUUUAGAAAACAAGAUCUAGCCGUGACAUAUACCAACUAUUUUGGAGAACAGAGGACAUACCUCCAACAAUUAAUUGAGCUACUUGGAGGCUCUGCAACAAUGGAACUGUCGAAGCAAAAUACACAUUUGAUUUGUAAUUUACCAUUCGGUAAAAAAUAUGAAGUUGCUAUGAAAUGGAAAGAAAGUGGAUCAAAAAUAGUAAUAUGUUCUCACAGAUGGUUAGAAGAGUGUUAUAUAUCAGGUAAGAAGGUACCAGUUGAUGAAGCUUAUACACGGUUGGAAAGAGACGAUAACACCUACUCGUUGACACUUGGACAACAAUUAUCUCCUAAGCUUGAUUCUGAAAAUUCUUCAGAUGAAGAGACUGAUAUAGAAGAAAGUCAAGUAUUUGCUUUGGAGUACCUUAAAACUUCACAAUCUAGGGCCCAUGACCUCACAGGCCUUGAUGACAUUAGUCAUCUGGAAUCAUCAAUAAGGAAAAAAAAAUAUGGCAAAUCAAAUGCUAAUGAGAACGCUUCCAUUUCUAGGACGCCUUCUGCCUCCAUCUCUAACGACUCUUCUAGAGAUGAUGAAGCGUACGAAACGGCACCAACCAAUUUUCUCACCUCUACGGAGUUAAAUAAAAGCGCUAAGUUAGAUAAGCAACUUUUGAUAACUAGUACUGUGGAUCCUUCUAAUCUAAGGUUAAAAGAUACAGAUUAUGCUGGUUCAGCGCUUUGUUUGGAUGAGGACAAACAUGAAUCUAAUAAAACGGAUGCUAAGCUCAAUAUUGAAGGCCAUGUAGCGCUGAAAAACGGAGCAAAACGAACAUCAGAUGUUAGUUCGACAAAUAAAGUCUCUGCAGGGAAUUCCGACAAGAAUGAAAAGUUAAGCUAUAAUAAAACUGAUGAAUAUAGUAGUAUCAGGGAAAGCGAAAGCUCAUAUAAACAACUAGAGAACAUGCAUAAUAAAUCUAGUAAUGGUAUGGUAUCGACUAACCAGUCAUCGCCAAACAAUACCCAAUUGAACACUGAUGAAAAUUUGACGACUAAUAACUCAGAUAAUCAUAAGGGAAACAUAAUUGUGCAAAAGAAUACAGAAGAUAAUGGAGGUAUGCAAGAAGACUCCACUAGCACUACCAUGACAGAUAAAUCAGCAUUACAAGAUGAGAUGAUGGAUAAUGAGCACGAUGUGCACAAAGAAACCAUGGAUUUGAUACAAGAAUUAUCUGGUGGUAGGAAGGCCAAAACAAAAGCAGCUAGGCGGUUACAUGAGGAUAUUGAGUCCCUGAAUGAGCAUGAAAAGAAUAGUGGUAAAAGAAGAAAGGUUCGAGAUAAAAAUGGAUCAUUGCUAUUACCAGAAGAGAUAAAGCAACUUCAAGAGCAAGAAAUAUUGAUACAGCAAGCCAAAAAGACUCUGUUUGCAAACCCAUAUACAUGUAACAGUAGCAAUCAGACAAUAUCAUUGAAUAUAGGGCUAAAUGCAAUUUGUACAGGAUUUUCUUUAGAAGAUCUUACUGACAUCGAAAAAGAGAUCUUAAGAUUAGUAGGAAUCAAAUUGCAACACGAUAAUGUCGAUCAGCAUAUAUUUGAGGAGCAGAGAGGUCAAAGAGGGCACAAUAGAAUUAAUACAAUUUUUGCACCAAAACGGUUAAGGACAGUUAAAUUUUUAAAGUCUUUGAGUCUUUCAAGCAUUAGAUAUUUUCUAACGCCUGAUUAUAUUACUGCACUAUUACUCGAUAUAAAGAGUGGGAAAGACGUUUCAAAAUAUCGUUCUCCUAGUAAUAGUUUUCGAAUUGACUCAAUCGAUGAUGAGUUGAUCGAAAAAAUGCAAAAGGUAUCCGGUAAAUUAUUUUUCAAGUCCAAGAUCAAGAAUGUAAACAUUAUGCAUGACUUGAAAGCAAGUCCCAAGGUUGUAGGUGAGAUAUUGAAAUGUCACGGUGUAGAUUCAUUUACAAUACUAAAGAAGCAAUAUGUAUUGACAGAUAUAGCGAGGAACACCAGAGUGAGUACUGAUAAUACUGUUGAUUACAUCUUGAUAGCUUCGAGCAAAAACCAGGUGACAAAGUUCAAAAAGCUGAUUCAACAAGAAACCAAUUCCGAAAAUGUAUCAGUUUUGGUAGUGAAUUGGGAUUGGUGUGUAGACUGUAUAUUCAAUGCUGAAGUGAAUUUGGAAGAUAAAGCCAACAUCUUUUUCAAUAAAAGGAUUUAG
This is a messenger RNA of Nakaseomyces glabratus, 3300 nucleotides long. It is a transcript of the gene RTT107, whose product is annotated as Rtt107p. The record is from RefSeq and is a predicted model, not a curated record. Gene Ontology annotation, cellular component: Cul8-RING ubiquitin ligase complex; nucleus. NCBI's taxonomy places the organism in Eukaryota, Fungi, Ascomycota, Saccharomycetes, Saccharomycetales, Saccharomycetaceae. Gene Ontology annotation, biological process: DNA double-strand break attachment to nuclear envelope; double-strand break repair.